AGUUUCUCAAAGAGAGAAGAUCACGAAUGAUUGUUAGCGUAAACAUUUUUGGCUAAAAGUAACGACUCGUGGCUGACAACAAAUAAAUAUCAGAAACAAAAAUUAACAUGCUGUUCUUAAAAUUAUUAUUAAUUGAGUUAUUAUGUAUCAAUUUAAUAACAAUGGCUUUUUUAUCGAUGAAAAUGUGGAAAAUAAGUGGCCUAACUUAUUUUAUUAUCAGUUGUCGGACAAUAUAACUUCGCUUCAUUAUGAUGUAAAAGUAACACUGACACCAAAUAAUAUGAGCGGCGAAUCCAAUAUCACUUUUUAUAUUACUUGUCCAACACCAUAUAUAAUUUUAAACAUUCCAAGAUUUAUGAAUAUUGAUGACAUAAGGUUGAAAUCGAUUGAAAAUGGAAUGAUUUGUUCAAUAAAUAAUUUAAUGCAUAUUAUUGAUGAGAAUCGCCCUUUCGAAGGAAAAUUAUUGUUUAUUGAAUCUGUCAAUGAAUUAAUGCCACAAAAAUAUUUAGAACGUGGAAUUUAUACUUUACACUUGAAAUUCUCAUGCACAACAAUUCGCGAUACAAUGGAUGUUUUGCAAACUUUCUACAGAAAGAAAGAUAAAAGUCGCGGAUUCAUAUUCGCAACAAUCCAUCCAAAAAGAGCCCGACAAUUAUUUCCGUGUUUGGACGAACCAACAUUGAGAGCCACCUUCAACAUUUCUGUAGAACAUCAUACAAAAUAUAAAGUUUUAUCAAAUAUGCCGAUGCGAGAAUACAAAUCUGUAAGCGAUUCCAUGAUGUGCACAGUGUUCCAGAUGACACCUCUAAUGUCUAUAUAUGAAGUUGCAAUUAUAAUGUCCGAUCUACACCAGAUUCUUAAUUCGACUGAGACUGUGGUCAACACAUGGUGUAGACAACAUUUGAUACUUAACAUGACAUUCGCGCAAUAUGUCGCUGGAAAUGUAACUAAGUAUUUAGAAAAUGAUUUCAAGAUUUUGAAAAAAAUUCCAAAAGUGGAUUAUGUUGCUAUUCCAAAUUUAAAAGUCAGAAUCAAACAGACUUGGGGACUCGUUUUUUACAAUGAAACAGAUAUUAUCUACAAUGAAGAAUUACAUCCUGCUUCAUAUAAAACUACAAUAAUGCGCUCAGUAACUCGUGAUAUAAUACAUCAAUGGUUUGGUAAUAUCUUCAAACCAUUUUGUCGAUCUCAUCGGUUAUUAAACGAAGGAUUUAUUAUGUUUUUCGAGAUACAUGUCAUCGAAAAGGUCUUUCCAGAUUCUCAAAUAACAGAUUUGUUGAUAGUCCAAACUCAACAAGAUGCUCUUUAUCUAAACUCUUAUACUGCUAUGAACUUUUUGCAAAAGACACAAGCAGUAUAUCUGAGAACCGCUUUAUGGCGCAUGUUGAAUAGUGUACUUCCUCGCAAUUCAUUGUGGAUAAAUUUAAAUGAAUAUUUGAACACUCGAUUUACUUAUUCUAAUUCGACUCCCAAUGAUCUAUGGAGUUUAAUACAGACUGAUAUAGAUCGUAAAUUGAAAAAUAAACUAUACAAUAAUCUAAACAUAAAACAGAUAAUGGAUAUUUGGACUACACAAACGAGUUGUCCUGUGGUAAACGUGAUACGAGAUUAUUCUCAUAAGUACGUAAAAAUAUCGAAAGAAAUUGACGGCAAAUUGGAUCGGAAACCAUAUUUUAUACCUGUGAGCUAUACUAAAGAAACGAACAUCGAUUUCGUUAAUAUCUCGCCACAAAGAUUCGAUUAUUUAACGCAAUCGAAUCCCGAGAUAAAAAUCGACUAUGAUAAUGAAGAUAAAUGGUUUAUUGCUAACAUAUUGCAAACUGGAUAUUAUCGUGUCAAUUAUGACACCAAAAACUGGCGAAUGAUUGCGCGUUAUUUAAACUCUAAAAAGUAUAGCAAUAUACAUGUUAUCAAUCGAGCGCAAAUCAUUGAUGAUGCGUUCCAUCUUGCGAUAGGGAAGAAACUUGAUUUUUCCAUAUUUUGGGAACUCGCGAACUAUUUAUGGCGAGAAAGCAAUUAUGUAGCAUGGUAUCCUAUGAUUAAAAUUUUUGAACGUAUAUCCAGUGCUUUUGCAUUGUCAACAACUCAUGAAUAUUUUGAGGAAAUAAAAAUGAUAAUAGGAAGCUUGUUUAAUUAUGUAGACAAGAAUAUGUACAAUCAAACGAAAUCUAUCACGAUCUUGAAUGACAAUCUUGCUAAACAUUUAAAACAAGAACUCACAAAAUGGGGAUGUCUUAUCAAUAAUUUCUUAUGCCUGGAAAUGGCCAAAGAACAAUAUGAAUGGCAUUUAAAAAAUAAUAAAACUAACAAACUUCUACCUGAGUGGAAGAAAUUGAUAUUUUGUAAUAGUUUAAAGACUGCAAGCUAUAGUGCAUGGAACAAAGCAUUGAUGAACGCGUUGAAUGCAUAUAAAAAGACAUCUGAUUAUGAAAUGUUGAAAUUUCUUAGUUGCUCUGAUGAUCCGCAAAUUGUAUCUAAUUAUAUAUGGUUUAUUUUAAAGACUUUUGAAAUAACGAUCAGAUUUGAUAGAAAUAUCGAUUUUAAAACACUAACACGGAAAAAAGAGCGUCUUUAUGCUAUAACUGCUGAUAUUUUCUUGUCUACUCUUGCCAUGCAUGUUAAGAAUCCUAUAGUACUUAAUAACACAUUGAAGAUCUUUGAAAACAUAACAAACAGCCGAAUUAGUACGAUUGCAACAUUAAUUGUCAUUAUUAAUAAUGUGUAUUCCAAAAAUGAACUUGACAAGAUAAAAAAAUUUGCUAAGGACAUGCCACAAUUAUUUUCGAUACAUAUGUUUCAAUGUAUUGAACAUAAGAUAACAACGCGUUUACUUAAGAUCGAAAGUCAGAUAGAAAUGUAUCAAACUAUGUUUUCUCGAUUGUACUUCAUUACGACAACCACAAUACGUCCGACUACAGCACAUUCAAUUGAAUCUCCGAAAAACAUAACUAUGAAACCUGGUAAAUCGCCUAGGAGAUGGAGUUAAACUUCCUAAUUAUCUUUGAACAUUAAUAAUGCAUAUUCUCAAGGCCAACUUAUCAAGAUGAAAUUUCUUCAAAGUUUAUUCGAAGAGAUCAGCAUGUUCAUUUAUUUGUUGCAAAAGAAUUAACUACAACAUGUUCCUAACAACAACUAAAACUGCAGAGCAUCUAUCGUUUAUAAAAGUCAAUAAACAUAAUCAUAUUAUCCAACAUUUGGAAUAUCUUUUCAUAUAUGUAUUAUUUAAUUAUUUAUAUAUCUAUUGUCUUCAAUUACUUUUUAUAUGUUUUUAUAUGUUUUGUUUCUAAUUAUAUCGUAAAUAUCUUUAACGUUAUUUUGAUUCUUAUAUAUAUUAUUCAAUUUUAAUAUAUUUAUAUAAAUAUAAAUAUAUACAAUAUACAUACAUAUACAUAUAUACAAAUGCAAACAUAAGUGUAUAUAUGUAAUAUUAUGUGUAUUGUUUAUACAGAACUCUUUAUUAA
Molecule: messenger RNA, 3461 nt
Organism: Cataglyphis hispanica
Lineage: Eukaryota; Metazoa; Arthropoda; Insecta; Hymenoptera; Formicidae
Product: aminopeptidase Q-like
Exons: 13
Coding region: 143-2986 (947 amino acids)
Biological process (GO): proteolysis; peptide catabolic process
Cellular component (GO): cytoplasm
Molecular function (GO): peptide binding; metalloaminopeptidase activity; zinc ion binding
Source: RefSeq, a predicted model, not a curated record